This is a messenger RNA of Manihot esculenta (cassava), 1383 nucleotides long. Its product is annotated as putative hydrolase C777.06c. The coding region runs from base 167 to 1162 and encodes 331 amino acids. The record is from RefSeq and is a predicted model, not a curated record. The transcript has 10 exons. NCBI's taxonomy places the organism in Eukaryota, Viridiplantae, Streptophyta, Magnoliopsida, Malpighiales, Euphorbiaceae.
AACACCACCAACCGCAAAAACCGUUAAGUUUCGCGGGCGAGAUCAAGCCAAAUAAAUUACCAAACCUAAAGAUUCCCUCUCCACGUUCUUAACGCGACUCUGGUCUCUCUCUUUCUCUUUAGAACCCUGGAUUCCCUUUCACAUUAACACAGAGACUCAAAUUGCAAUGGAGUCUCAAAUCCUUUACCAGAAUGGCAUCUCUCCGAUUUCAUCCUCGGUUGCUAAUGGUGAUAAUGGUGCUAGAUCGGCUCUUAUCUUUCUCGGCACUGGCUGCUCCAGCGCUGUCCCCAACGCAAUGUGCCUCAUCCAGCCUCCAGAUCCGCCUUGCCAUGUUUGCUCCCAGGCACUCUCCGUCCCACCGGAGAAAAACCCUAAUUACAGGUGCAACACAUCUCUGCUUAUAGAUUAUUGCCAGAGCGAUGAGAAACAUAGCUAUAUAUUGAUUGAUGUUGGGAAGACGUUCAGGGAGCAAGUACUUAGGUGGUUUACUUUCCACAAGAUUCCUCGAGUGGAUUCCAUCAUUUUGACUCAUGAACAUGCUGAUGCAGUUCUUGGUCUUGAUGAUAUACGUGCUGUGCAACCUUUUAGUCCUACAAAUGAUAUUGAUCCAACCCCCAUUUACCUAAGUCAGUAUGCUAUGAAUAGCAUUGCAGUGAAAUUCCCUUACCUGAUGAAGAAAAAAUUAAGGGAAGGUCAAGAAGUAAGACGAGUAGCACAGCUUGAUUGGAAAAUCAUUGAGGAGGACUGUCAACGACCAUUUGUUACAUCAGGCAUACAAUUUGUGCCUUUACCAGUGAUGCAUGGAGAAGACUAUAUUUCUUUGGGUUUUCUCUUUGGAGAAAAAAGUAGAGUCGCCUAUAUAUCUGAUGUUUCACGCUUCCCUGAAAGUACAGAGUAUUUGAUUUCAAAAGCUGGGGCUGGACAGUUGGAUCUCCUCAUCUUGGACACUUUAUACAAGAAUGGCUCGCACAACACUCACUUCUGCUUUCCCCAGACCCUUGAAGCUGUGAAGAGACUAUGUCCAAAGCAAGCUCUUUUAAUUGGAAUGACUCAUGAGUUUGAUCAUUAUGCGGACAAUGAUUUCCUAAUGGAAUGGUCUAAAAGGGAAGGUAUACCAGUGCAGCUUGCACAUGAUGGCAUGAGAGUUCCUAUAGAAUUGUGAUAAGGUUUGAGAUAUAAGCGGUAAGAUAGACGCAUGGUUUCCAGCCCAUUCUAAUGGGAGGUAUAAACAAAGUGAAACUAUUUAUGGCUUCCUAAUCUCCAACUUGUACUGGAAUCCUUUUAAAAUUUUUGGUAAAUUACUCUAGUUCAUAGAAAUUAGCAAAUUUUUGGGAAAUUAACGUAUUUUAUUCUUUUGGAAUUAUGUGGAUUUGGUGCCUUUCA